This is a messenger RNA of Vollenhovia emeryi, 1711 nucleotides long. Its product is annotated as serine protease gd-like. Gene Ontology annotation, biological process: proteolysis. The transcript has 7 exons. Gene Ontology annotation, molecular function: serine-type endopeptidase activity. Lineage: Eukaryota; Metazoa; Arthropoda; Insecta; Hymenoptera; Formicidae. The record is from RefSeq and is a predicted model, not a curated record. Bases 102 to 1502 code for a protein of 466 amino acids.
UGUGUUAAUAGAUAUACUUUUUAUAUAAAUUCUAUCUAAAUCGCUACACCAUAUUAUCAUAGGUACAUGAGAAUUAAAGUUUUGUAACAGAACCUUGUAAGAUGCCCAUCAAGAUUUCUAUCUUGAUUACAUUGCUAUUUUCUCCCAUGGUAUAUGGUGAUACACCUCCAUGCUCGGAAUACUUUACAUAUUCGGUCGAUCCUACGACAAACAAUAUAUCAGGACACAUUGCAAUUUCACCUCCAGCAGUGAACGAUGAAUUUUAUUUAAUGGUAUUCUUAGAGGCUAAUUUGACGGAUGGAUCGUUUCGAUUGGUGUUGGUACGAUCGAUACAAGAUUCCAUUCAAGCCAUCCAACAAGGCAGACCUUUGUUGUACCGUGUUAAUUUUCCUACCGAGGAAAAUUUUCCAAUAGUCUCAGCGAUAUGGUUCAAUAAUCAGAAAUAUUGUAUUGGUUCCGAAGCAUCUGGAAAUAGGACACAUAUUAUUGAGUUGGGACAUAUUGUGUUUCCACCAACGGAAGAGUCUAAUUUGCAAAAUUUUCAGCCGUGGCAUCGAAAUUCGAGCAGCUAUAGUACAUAUUAUAAGACUUCUUCUGAUUUUUAUAAUCAUCAACCCACUACUGCCGCUCCUUCUGAUAAAACUGUCCACAAUGAAGAACGCAUUAGCAGUAAUAGUACUAUUAACAACGAAUGCGGUGUCACCAGUUACUACACCGAUAGCACAAAUAAACUGUUGCCCGACUGUGACAGCACAUUACCAGGUCAAUGGCCGUGGGUGGUGGCAAUUUAUGUUCUAAAAUCAGAACAAACGAGCGAAUUUAGGUGUAGUGGUUCAGUUCUAACAACUAAACAUAUUAUAACAGUGGAGCCUUGCUUGAAAUUGAGACGUUACGGCCCCAACACUGUACAAGUUCUCAACGAUAUGUACGCAGCCUUUGGACAAUAUAACUUGCGUCAGUGGCAUGAGACGGGAACUCUAAAUCGCAAGAUCAAGGACUAUACUUAUACUAGUAUAUUUCGGGGAAUUCCCUCGACGUAUAGAGACAAGUACUAUCUCGGGAUUUUAACCGUCGAGACGCCCGUCGAAUACAGCCCGUUCAUCAAACCUAUUUGCUUAUGGGACAGAGCAGACGAUUUUGAAGACAUCUCUUUUCGGACAGGAUAUGUAGUGGGAUUUGACACGAAUGUAUCUGAAAACCAAACCACCAGGCUCGAAGAACUACGGAUGGCAAGGGUGAUGAUACUGGACAAAGAAUACUGUUCCGCGGAUAACCAGACUGACACAUCCAUUGACAAAUUCUGCGUCCAAUUGCAAAACGUAGGGCAAUCUUGCUACGCUGACAGCGGGAGCGGGCUGGUGCUCAAUGUAGGUGGACGUUAUCUGUUGCGCGGCGUUGUUCUGCGACAGAUGACAUCAACGAGUGUAUAUGUCACCGUUGAUAUAGCCAAACACCUACACUGGAUUCUGGAUACGAUUCAAAGGGAGCCUGUCCGCUACUAAUAGUAGAACAUGUAUUAGACAACAAGCUUUAACAUUAAUUUCACCACUUGCGAGAAAUGAAAAUUAAAUGUAUAAAUUUUACUUUCUUCUUACGGCAAUUUUUCUUAACAUAUUGCAUUACUUACAAUAAUAAAUAAAUUGUGUAAGUAGAUGUAAAUGUAAAUAUCUGUUAUUGUGAAUUUAUUAGCAAUAAAUGAUAAAUCAUGUUA